UACAAGUACGCCGCGGGGGUGCGCAACCCGCAGCAGCAUCUGGGCGCCCAGCCCCAGGCCAGCGCGCCCCCGCAGCCCGCCGUGCACGUGCAGGGCCAGGAGCCCCUGACGGCCUCCAUGCUGGCGGCGGCCCCCCCGCAGGAGCAGAAGCAGAUGCUGGGGGAGCGGCUCUUCCCGCUCAUCCAGGCCAUGCACCCCACGCUGGCGGGCAAGAUCACGGGCAUGCUGCUCGAGAUCGACAACUCGGAGCUCCUGCACAUGCUCGAGUCUCCCGAGUCCCUCCGCUCCAAGGUGGACGAGGCCGUGGCCGUCCUGCAGGCCCACCAGGCCAAGGAGGCCGCCCAGAAGGCAGUUAAAAAUGCCGCUGAUGUUGCAGCCAUUUAA
Gracilinanus agilis (Agile Gracile Mouse Opossum) is the source of this 384-nucleotide messenger RNA. RefSeq names its product polyadenylate-binding protein 1-like. The annotation marks the transcript as partial. Gene Ontology annotation, cellular component: nucleus. The record is from RefSeq and is a predicted model, not a curated record. The transcript has a single exon. Gene Ontology annotation, molecular function: RNA binding. Gene Ontology annotation, biological process: protein polyubiquitination; regulation of double-strand break repair; DNA damage response. NCBI's taxonomy places the organism in Eukaryota, Metazoa, Chordata, Mammalia, Didelphimorphia, Didelphidae.